CUUCCGCGUACAAAAUGGCGGACCAGUACGUCGAUAAGAAGACCGUGAACUCGUCAUACAGACCCAAAAGCAACCAAAUGUCUCCAGGCCUAAAGCGAGCGCGGCAGCCCUUCUUCCUACGCAAUACCAUCACCGGUGUCGUCCUCGCGUCUUUCGCCGUCGGCGUGUGGGCGUACUCUAUUGGUGCCGUCAAACAAGAUGACUUCACCGAUGUCGACGAGGAGGCACGCGCCCUUGCGCGGUCGGGAGCCUCCGCCGUGCAGGCCGCCGUCACCGAUGCGGAGAAGAAGGCAGUCGAGCGUACGGAAGCUGCUGCCCCUGGUACUGGAGUCGCGCCGCCUGUCGAGCCUGCGGGCGGUGUGAUUGCCACCUCUGCGACUCCGAUACCUGUGGCAUCCGCCCAGCUGACACGCCCGCGGGGCGUGCUGGCGUCCCUCGUGCACGAUCGGCACCCAAACUUGCUAGACCCGACGACGAAGACGUUUAUUUGGGGAGCACCAUCCGUAGAUAGGAUAGGGAGAUUGGGCGAGCCGUCACCAAUUUCGCAGCGCAAGUAGUAUUCCGACUGAAGUUGGCAUUAAAAAGUAUCUAUCUCAUAACACAUACCCUC
Molecule: messenger RNA, 610 nt
Organism: Phanerochaete carnosa HHB-10118-sp
Lineage: Eukaryota; Fungi; Basidiomycota; Agaricomycetes; Polyporales; Phanerochaetaceae
Exons: 2
Coding region: 15-557 (180 amino acids)
Biological process (GO): mitochondrial respiratory chain complex IV assembly
Cellular component (GO): mitochondrial inner membrane
Source: RefSeq, a predicted model, not a curated record